AUGGAGGAGGCACGCCAAUUGGCCUCCGCUCUCUCCUCUCACGACAUUGUGGAGUCUCGCGAUGCACGCCAGCAGUUGGCCCGCUUCAUAUCACCAGAGCGAUUAGUUGAGAUGUGGCAGCAGGGACAAGAGCAAAUUGCUGCCGCGCUCCUUGAAGAGGCGGAGAGUGUCGGCAAUGACGAUGUGUACAUGGCUCUUGGCGAUGGGUUCAAGAGUCUCUUCGACCCCGCUGCUAACAUGUCUAUGGCAGAGCAAUUUCUCGUACUGGACACCACACACAUUGUCGCACGUUUUCUUGUGAAUGGGAUCGCUAGUGAGGAUCUCACUAAAGCUGCAUAUGUGCGUCCGGCCUUGCUGGCUCUACUAACCGUUGUGCCACCUACUGUAGCUCCCGCCAUUGGUGAACUUGUAUCUGCUUCCCUAAAGACGGAGAGAGUUCUGCGACUAUUUGAUGAAAACAAUCCUGAGUCAAGUGAAAAUGAAAAACUUUGCAAAUUUUUACUCACUCAUACAGAUUUGAUUUCUUUUAUUACUUCUUCAACAGCUAAUGCAUUCGAUAAUGAUCCACUUCUUGUCGCAAAUUAUAUGGCUAUUAGUGCUAUCAUUGGUCGUCACGAGAAAAUUCCGAUUAUUUUGCUUGAUAAAAUAGAAAAAACACUUGUGGAAAGUAAGGAUGAUUUUGUAUUCUGUUUUGUCUGCCGUGCUUGUGCUGUGGCACUACGCCAUCAUGAUAGUAAUGCUUUGAACUUUGCAGUUUCAUGGGUAACGGCAGCAGCUAAUCGUUUGAUGGAUUGUAGUCAUGAUGCUUAUGAUGCCAUUUAUGAUCUUCUUGGUGCUGCUAGUACUACAUCUACUGGAUGGAACAGCGUUCAGUCUCUUUUAAAAGAAGAGAGAAUAAAACAUGGAUUAAAUGUUGCUGCUCUUCGUGCGAUAACUCUGAAUUUCUUGGACGUAUUGGUACAAUCUCCCCAUGUUGAGAAUUCGUUCUUUAGCCUAACGCUCUUGCAUGCGGUGUGGCAACUGCGCAAUGAUCCAAAUGAUACUGUUAGAGAAAAACUCUGGGAAUUUUUAAAUGAUGGUAUUGCUCGUGAGAAUAUUAUAAAUUCAAUGGAGUCUCUUUGUGCCUCAUUCCUCUGUUCCCCGCAGCAGGAAGCUAAUGUGGCUAUUCGUGAGUUGCAGCUACGUGUUGCUACUCGCUUAGUAAGUCAUGCGAGACUUCCAGGAGAGGUCAUGGAACGACUGCGGCAGUUUAUUUCUAGGGGUUUGUAUCCUCCUUCUUCUGUUGGUAUGGAGGCAAUGUCACGGCAUUAG
This is a messenger RNA of Trypanosoma theileri, 1311 nucleotides long. RefSeq lists its product as uncharacterized. The transcript has a single exon. The coding region runs from base 1 to 1311 and encodes 436 amino acids. The record is from RefSeq and is a predicted model, not a curated record. NCBI's taxonomy places the organism in Eukaryota, Euglenozoa, Kinetoplastea, Trypanosomatida, Trypanosomatidae.